Messenger RNA from Hibiscus syriacus, 854 nucleotides. Its product is annotated as 60S ribosomal protein L11-1. The transcript has 5 exons. Bases 106 to 651 code for a protein of 181 amino acids. Gene Ontology annotation, molecular function: RNA binding; structural constituent of ribosome. The record is from RefSeq and is a predicted model, not a curated record. Gene Ontology annotation, cellular component: ribosome; cytosolic large ribosomal subunit. Lineage: Eukaryota; Viridiplantae; Streptophyta; Magnoliopsida; Malvales; Malvaceae. Gene Ontology annotation, biological process: translation.
AAAACCCUAGCCCUAAACUCUUUUAAAACUCCUUUUUUUUUCACGCAGUUGCUUCUUCGUCACUCUGCUACAGCCGCCGCUGCUUUCAACCUCCGUCCCUUUGCCAUGGCAUCAGAGAAGAAGCUGUCGAACCCAAUGAGGGAGAUUAAAGUUCAAAAGCUCGUCCUCAAUAUAUCCGUCGGUGAAAGCGGUGAUCGUCUAACCCGUGCCGCCAAGGUCUUAGAACAACUCAGUGGUCAAACCCCCGUCUUCUCCAAGGCUAGGUACACUGUGAGAUCUUUCGGAAUCAGGCGUAAUGAGAAGAUUGCUUGCUACGUGACGGUGAGGGGAGAGAAGGCUAUGCAGCUUCUCGAGAGUGGUUUGAAGGUUAAGGAAUAUGAGCUUUUGAGGAGGAACUUCAGUGAUACUGGCUGCUUUGGAUUCGGCAUCCAGGAGCACAUUGAUCUCGGUAUCAAGUAUGACCCUUCGACUGGUAUCUAUGGUAUGGACUUCUAUGUUGUUCUUGAACGAGCUGGGUACCGUGUUGGCCGUCGCCGCAGGUGCAAGUCACGUGUUGGUAUUCAGCACAGAGUUACCAAGGAGGAUGCAAUGAAGUGGUUCCAGGUAAAAUAUGAAGGUGUCAUCCUUAACAAGUCCCAAAAUAUUUCUUAGAAAUAGCAGAUACUGUAUCGGUCUGAUGGGGUUUUGAGUUUUAAGUAACUGAUUUUGGCUGCUUACGUCCACCAGCUAUUAUUUUCUUGAACAGAAUUAUUUAGGUGUUAUUUUGGGAUCGUAUGUACUUUUUCUGUUGGUUUAGUUUAUUUUACUGAUAUAACAUACAAUCGGUAAAAUGUUAUCUAUUCAAGUAUUUUGUU